Bradysia coprophila is the source of this 2529-nucleotide messenger RNA. RefSeq names its product NK3 homeobox bagpipe (gene bap). Gene Ontology annotation, biological process: regulation of transcription by RNA polymerase II; cell differentiation. The record is from RefSeq and is a predicted model, not a curated record. Gene Ontology annotation, molecular function: DNA-binding transcription factor activity, RNA polymerase II-specific; RNA polymerase II cis-regulatory region sequence-specific DNA binding. Gene Ontology annotation, cellular component: nucleus. NCBI's taxonomy places the organism in Eukaryota, Metazoa, Arthropoda, Insecta, Diptera, Sciaridae.
AUGGUUAAUUGAAUUUGUGAUUCGAAUGAGUACAGUUGUACGUACAUUGUGUGCUACUCACCGCGGAAGAUACUGAAAUAACGGUCAAUUGUUUGCGUUGUUUUGUCUGGAAAAUUAAGUUUAGUUACGCGAUAAGUGUCCAUCUGUUUUAUUAACAAAAAAUGGAAAAACCAGUGCUCACGUCUAAGACUCCUUCGACUACACCGUUUUCGAUAAAUGAUAUUUUGACGAAAAACAAUACGAGCAUAAUUCCUCGAUCACCGGACUUAAGCCGCGUGAACAAUUCGUCGGAAAAUGAUUGCCAGUUUGAUAAAUCAGACAAUGUCAGUGAAACGAAAUCGGAAUCGGGUAUCCAUGAACAAAUUGAUUAUUGCAAGAAAUCUGGAUUUCGCGGUUCGUUACAAUAUUACAACAACAAUAACAGUCGGUCGCCUUAUCAGCCCUUAGAUCGGCGAAGGUCUUUGGACUGUUUUCUAGUGAAAAGUGAUAGUCAAAAUGAGGAUUACGAUGGCUUGAGGGGUGGAGAUGUCAAAAGUGGAUACUUCAAUUUUAUGGCACGUGAGACUCCGUUAGACAUGAGACGGUGCAAUAAUGAUGACUCAGAAUGUGAUUCGCCACCACCGUUUAAUGGUAACACUGAUGGCUUGAAAUCGAUGCGGAAGAAACGGUCCAGAGCUGCUUUCAGUCAUGCACAAGUGUUCGAACUCGAGAGACGGUUUGCCCAGCAAAGAUACCUAUCGGGGCCCGAGCGAUCAGAACUUGCGAAAAAUCUUCAUUUGACGGAAACUCAGGUGAAAAUUUGGUUCCAAAAUCGACGUUACAAAACAAAACGAAAAUUGACUCAACAACACGAAAUCGCCGUUCUAAACGCUACCAAACGAGUACCGGUCCAAGUUCUCGUAAGAGAGGAUGGUUCCUAUGGGCAUAUGGUCUUGGGCAAUGGUGACCAUAUGCAGUACAGUCCAACCAUUGACCCAGCUUUAUUUAACAUGUACAGAAAUCAGAUUCAAAUGGCGUACGGAAUGCAAAUACCUCAGGUGUCGUUUCCUUACUUUUAUCCCACCAAAAUUCCAACGUCAAUUCCAGCGCCCAGCAGCAGCAUUAACGAAGAGUCGAAAGCAAACAUCAUUAUGUACAAUUCUCGGUCGUCUGGUCCGUUGAAUUUUUCGAAACGGGACACCAAUUUUAACAAUAACGACGAAAGUGUGAACCAUAAGAGCCAUCAUCGGUUGUAUUCGCCGCCGAUUAGUAAAUACUCGAAUCGUGAUGACCAUAAAACCAAUAUAUCAGAACAAGAAGAUGCGACAGAGGAAAAUAUCGAAAUAGAUUCGAUUUAAUUUGACGAUGAAAAAAAAAAACAAAUCGAUAUGCUCAAUGUGUGCUCGGCGGAUGACGCAAAUUCAGUGUAGAAAAAUAAAGAAAAUUUUAAAAAUUGGUAAUUUACAAAGUGAUUCUAAACAAAAAAAAAAUGAAAUUGAAAUUGUGGUGUUUAUUGUUUUGUACUGAAAUUAAAAUAUUUUCGUUGUGUUUAAUAAUUAUUUGAUGAGGUUAGAGCUGUUCACAUAUACUUCCCGGUUUCAACUAUAAGUUUUUUUUUUAUGACGACAAAGUUAUGAAACAGAAUAUGCACUGAACGGUUCUUAAUACCACAUAAAUAGUUAGUAAAUAAUUAAAAAAAAACGAGUGGACAAUUGCACACAAUUUAUGGAAGUGAUUUUUGGAUGAGUGGGCAGAAUCGUAAUGAAAAUAAAAAUGAAUGAGUGAUCCGAUAAUAUCCAUGAAUUCUGUGCUCCUUUUUUAAAGUAAGAGGCAGCGACUACUUCUUAGCUACUCUUGAAGAGAACGAAUGUUUAUCGACGGUCAUUGAGUUAUUCGAACAUUGAAGAGAAUUUUUUAUUCUGGCUUUUCAUCCACCUUCGAACAACUAAUAUUUGUCUAACGCCUUAGUCAUUCCACGUUCCAAUGGCACUACUAAUAAUCGAUCAUCCUUUACACUAAAAACCGCUUACCGAAAUCGAAAUCAUUUUCCAGUGGAGUUACGUCUAUCCAAAAUUUAAUGCAAAAAUCUAAAACAUCUCUAAAAUAGAAGGUGAUUGAAGACUGACAAAGAGAAUUUUUUUUACACAAAUAUCUCCCACAGGUGACGAGUGUCCUGUUGAAUGAGACUCAUCACCACUGAUUAAAAAUGUGUCUACAUCCGUCCAAGACUUCCCUACUUCGACAAAUCCAUUUAAAGUUUUAAGCUUAAAAACCAGCUUCCUCUUGUUAUGACUAUCCAAUCAGCUUUCCAAUGAAGGACAAGACCUUCGACCACUGUUUUGAUCUGUUAGAGAAUUAAUUAAUAGGUAGUACGGCCUUUUCUAGAAGUAAGAUUCUUGAAGCUUAUAAAGCUUGAAAACACCAGUAUUCAAGAAUAGUUGAGAAUUUUCAAUGAUUUCAAUUUUCCAAAAUUAGGUCUGAAUGGGUUAUGAAUGUACUUUUGAUAAGUAGGGCCAAUUUUUGGAAAGUUGAUUUGUUAAAUUUGCUAAG